This is a messenger RNA of Caenorhabditis briggsae, 879 nucleotides long. It is a transcript of the gene Cbr-dhs-18, whose product is annotated as Protein CBR-DHS-18. Gene Ontology annotation, cellular component: mitochondrion. The transcript is spliced from 3 exons. NCBI's taxonomy places the organism in Eukaryota, Metazoa, Nematoda, Chromadorea, Rhabditida, Rhabditidae. The record is from RefSeq and is a predicted model, not a curated record. The coding region runs from base 1 to 879 and encodes 292 amino acids.
AUGCCAGACGCUAUUCCGAAUACUGGUUUUUUCGCCGGAAAAACAGUGUUCAUCACUGGUGCCUCUCGUGGAAUUGGAAAGGAAAUUGCUCUGAAGUUGGCGAAAGAUGGAGCAAAUAUUGUGGUAGCUGCAAAAACGGCAACUACUCAUCCAAAAUUACCGGGGACGAUAUACACAGCAGCAGAGGAGAUUGAAAAGGCUGGAGGGCAUGCUCUUCCGUGUGUCGUUGAUGUUCGGGAUGAAGUAGCCGUGAAAGCAGCAGUUGAUGCUGCUGUUAAAAGAUUCGGAGGAAUUGAUAUAUUGAUCAACAAUGCUUCUGCCAUAUCCCUCACAAAUACAGAAGAUACUGAUAUGAAACGCUACGAUCUGAUGCAUUCCAUCAACACACGUGGUACAUAUCUUCUUACCAAAACUUGUCUGCCAUAUAUGAAGAAAGGAAAGAAUCCACAUAUUCUAAAUAUCUCUCCACCUCUUGAUAUGGAUGCGAAAUGGUUUGGACCGCAUGUGGGAUACACGAUGGCAAAGUUCGGAAUGUCGAUGUGUGUCCUAGGGCAUCAUGAAGAAUUCCGUCCGUAUGGAAUAGCAGUAAAUGCACUAUGGCCGUUGACUGCCAUCUGGACAUCAGCAAUGGAGUUUUUGUCGCAUGGUGGAGAUUCAGCUGGUAACAGAAAAGCAUCGAUUAUGUCAGACUCGGCUUAUGUCAUUCUCUCUCAAGAUUCGAAAAUGUUCACUGGAAACUUUUUGAUUGAUGAAGAAAUUCUGAAGAAGCACGGAGUAAAUGAUUUCAAACAAUAUGAAUGUGUUCCGGGAAGCUCACUCAUUCCAGACUUUUUUGUUCCAGCAAAAUCAUAUGAGGCCAGAUUUGGAUCAAAGUUGUAA